CGCGGCUCUGCUCGCCUCUCCCAGGAGAGACCAACAGGUGUCUCACGUGGCUGCCGCCCCCCGGGGCGUCCCUGCGCGGGUCCGCAGCGCCCCCUGGCCCGAGCCGAGCCCGCGCCUGUCAGCAGAGGGGCCUAGGCGGCGUGCGCUCCCCGCCGCGCUCCGCCCGGUGAGUCACCGCCCGAGUUGGCUCCGCGCUGCCGCUGCCCGCAAGCCCCGCUAGCAGCCUGGGCAGGGGCGGCGGCCGACGGUUCGCGCUCCUGGGAGGGGAGCCCGCCGCGACCCAGCCGCCCCUACCCGGACCGUGGAGGCUCGCCGGCCCGCGCGGGCGUUGCGGGCUUUGUUCGGCUUUGUCUGCGCCCACCUGAGCGCGGCCUUGCCUGGAAGUCGGCGUCCGCGCAGGAGCGCACCUGGCGUGCGCCUCGCUCUUGCCCCGCGGUCCGCCCGGGCUGAGCCGCGGAGGUCGUGGGCCGGGACACGCGCGCCGAGCCGAGGGGCGCGGCACGCAGUUACAUCAACAUGCCCUCUUUCCUCUUGCUGGAAGCCAUCUGUAUUUUCCUGUUUUCCAGAGUGCCACCAUCCCUCCCUCUCCAGGAAGUCCAGGUGAGCAGAGAGACCAUUGGGAAGAUUGCAGCGGCCAGCAAAAUGAUGUGGUGCUCGGCUGCGGUGGACGUCCUGUUUCUGUUAGAUGGCUCUCACAGCGUCGGGAAAGGGAGCUUUGAAAGGUCCAAGCACUUUGCCGUCACGGUAUGUGAUGCUCUGGACAUCAGCCCCGAGAGGGUCAGAGUGGGAGCAUUGCAGUUCGGUUCCACUCCUCAUCUGGAAUUCCCCUUGGAUGCCUUUCCAACUCAACAGGAAGUGAAGGCCAAAAUCAAGAGGAUGGUUUUCAAAGGAGGACACACAGAGACAGGCCUUGCUCUGAAGUACCUUCUGGGCAGAGGGUUCCCUGGGGGCAGAAAUGGCUCUGUGCCCCAGCUCCUCAUUGUCGUCACCGAUGGCAAGUCCCAGGGGCACGUGGCGCUGCCGGCCAAGCAGCUGAAGGAAAGCGGUGUCACUGUGUUUGCCGUGGGGGUCCGGUUUCCCAGGUGGGAGGAGCUGCACACUCUGGCCAGCGAGCCCACAGAGCAGCACGUGCUGUCGGCUGAGCAGACGGAGGACGCCACCAAUGGCCUUCUGAGCACGCUCAGCAGCUCUGGGCUCUGUAGCACUGCUGCUCCAGACUGCAGAGUGGAGGCUCAUCCCUGCGAGCGCAAGACCCUGGAGACCGUCAGGGAGCUCGCGGACAACGCUCUGUGCUGGAGAGGGUCGCGGCGGGCUGACGCUGUGCUGGCCUUGCGGUGUCCCUUCUACAGCUGGAAGAGAGUGCUCCUCACACACCCCGCCACCUGCUACAGGACAACCUGCCCAGGCCCUUGUGACUCCCAGCCCUGCCAGAAUGGAGGCACGUGCAUUCCAGAAGGACUGGGCAGAUACCACUGCCUCUGCCCGCUGGCCUUUGGAGGGGAGGCCAACUGCGCAGCCCCGAAGCUGAGUCUCGAGUGCAGAAUCGACCUCCUCUUCCUGCUGGACAGCUCUGCAGGCACCACCCUGGAGGGCUUCCUGCGGGCCAAGGCCUUCGUGAAGCGGUUCCUGCAGGCGGUGCUGAGCGAGGACUCCCGGGCCCGCGUGGGCGUGGCUGGGUACAGCCGGGAGCUGGUGGUGGUAGUGCCCGUGGGCGAGUACCAGGACGUGCCAGACCUGGUCAGGAGCCUCGACAGCCUUGUGUUCAGCGGUGGCCCCACCCUGACGGGCAGUGCCUUGCAGCAGGUGGCGGAGCGUGGCUUUGGGAGCGCCACCAGGACAGGCCAGGACCGGCCGCGCAGAGUGGUGGUCCUGCUCACCGAGUCCCACUCCCAGGACGAGGUGGCUGGCCCAGCGCGUCGUGCAAGGGCCCGAGAGCUGCUCCUGCUGGGUGUGGGCAGCGAGGCCGUGCGGGCGGAGCUGGAGGAGGUCACUGGCAGCCCCAAGCUCGUGCUAGUCUAUGCAGAAGCCCAGGACCUGUUCAACCAGAUCCCGGAGCUGCGGGGGAAGCUGUGCAGCCGGCCCCUGCCAGGCUGCCAGGCUCAGUCCCUGGACCUGGUCUUCCUGUUGGAUGCCUCUGCCUCAGUGGGACCCGAGAACUUCGCUCAGAUGCAGAGCUUUGUGAGGAGCUGUGCCCUCCAGUUCGAUGUGAACCCUGAUGUGACACAGGUUGGCCUGGUGGUGUACGGUAGCCAGGUGCAGACAGCCUUCGGGCUAGAGGCCCACCUUACCCGUGCUGCUGUGCUGCGGGCCGUGAGUCAGGCCCCCUACCUGGGGGGCGUGGGCUCAGCUGGCACAGCCUUGCUGCACAUCCAUGACAAGGUGAUGACUGUCCAGAGGGGUGCACGGCCUGGGGUCCCCAAGGCCGUAGUGAUGCUCACAGGUGGGAGAGGGGCAGAGGAUGCAGCCGUCCCUGCCCAGAAGCUGAGAAACAACGGCAUCUCCGUCUUGGUGGUGGGCGUGGGGCCUGUCCUGAGGGAGGCACUGAGGAGGCUGGCUGGUCCUCGGGACUCCCUGAUCCACGCAGCAGCCUACAGCGACCUGCAGUACCACAGGGACAUGCUUAUCGAGUGGAUAUGUGGAGAAGCCAAGCGGCCGGUUAACCUCUGCAAACCCAGCCCAUGCAUGAACGAGGGCACCUGUGUCCUGCGGAACGGGAGCUACCACUGCGCGUGCCGGGGCGGCUGGGAGGGCCCGCACUGUGAGAACCGGGUCUUGAGAGGAGAUGCCCCCAAGGCACAUGGCUCCCACCAAGAACCUGUAGGAGGACAGCAGCCGCACCCCACCCAGCGACUACAGAGGCCUGGGAGCUGAGUGCUGCCCUUUGGAGUGUGUCCUUUUGGGUUCUUUGAGUGUCUGCCUCCAGCUCCGUGCAGUGCCCACGAGCCUCUGCCAGGUGAAGGGUGCCCUGGCCGCAGAUGCCGCUGUUUGGGGCAGUAGUCUAGCUGAUGUCAAACCCUAGGUAUGUCGGUAAAUAUGUACUUUUGCACCUGGUUGCACUUCGUUGAGGUACAUCAUCUGCCACUUUUACCCUGAGGAGAAACCAGAGAUCCUGGAGACUCCGGGAAAUCUGAGGGCUGUCUGAGGUUCAUUUUGCUCCCCACAAAUGCUAGACAGGAUGUGGUGAGGUGGUGAUGCCUGACAGAAGGUAUUUACUAGCAUAUCAUUUGGACCAUGAAGCAAUGGCAUUUCCAAAUGGGAGAAGUGUAGACUUUUUCACUUCCUGAAAGAUCUCUUCUGUGCAUUUGCUUUUAGUUUGGGGACUUAUAGGGUGUUUGUGACUUCUGUGUCAGGGAGAGAGCUGGAAAAGUCCCAGACUGGAAUUUGACCAAUUAAGGAACUUGGUUAGCUACAGGGGAGGGAUCAACUGUGCAAAUGGCCCAGGUCUGAAGGGGCCAUCUGUGGUCUGGGUCUGGGUGAUAGCUCCUUGGUGGGGGCUUCCUUUUAAAAGAUUUUACUUAGGAGAGGUUAAUUAUGGGGUGUUUAUUGAAAACUUCCUUUUCCCUUUUAUUGGGGCAAAGAGGAGUAGAAUUCUUAAAAUCAACAAAUAAAAGUUAAAGAAACUUACAGGGAGUUUUGCUUUUUUAUACCUAGUUUUUAAAGGAAUAUUUCAAGAGGCGGUGUUGGUUAUUUAUUUAACAGGAAUAUUGGCAAUUUUUUUUUUUUUCCUGGCAAACUAAGUACUUAACCCCUACAGUACUUCGGAAUCAGUUCUUCCCUUUGGUCCUAUUGUCUAGAGUUGGGUUUUUAGUAGAAACCUUUUUAAGCUCUGACAUAAAUCCAGAGACUUUAUCAUAGUGUUUUCUUUUGUUCUUUGUGGUGCUGGAGAUAGUUUUUGUUUUUAAUAUAAAUAUUUUGUUUUACGUGUAAAAGUUCAAAGCUACUUUGAUUUAAAUAUCACUUUAAGAAAUUCAGGAUUUCUGAUGUUUGAAAAGUGUUUAAAGAGAUAUCACCAUGGUAUCAUUAGACAUUAAAAAUUAAAAGUCUGGUGUCCCAAGCACUGGGUCAUUUGUGUUCGAGGGACAUUUUUAUUGAUAAUCAGUUUUCUGUUAUUACUGUUCUUCUCAGAAGGCAACACCAAGACAGGACCACAUGCUCAUCCAGGGAAUGCCAAUCAGUUGUAGAAGUUAUUUUAAUUCAUUUUCUUUAAUAGCAUAAUCAUUUUAUCACGUAGGCUCUUUGGUUCAGGGCUAUUUGAAUGUCUCAUCUGGAUUACUUGGACUUUAAUAUGUAAGUCCACUGUGUUCUUUAAGUCUUUACUGUUUCUUUUUAGGCUGGGGGUCCUGCCCUUGAAACUUUUUUGAGAGACAGGGUCGCUGUGUUGCCCAGGCUGGCUUGAGACUUGUGAUCCACCUGCCUUGGCCUCCUGAGUACCUAGGGCUAUGAGUGUGAAUCACCACACCUGGCUUGAAUUUUCUAGUGAAUGGGCCACUGGCUAGAUGGACCUUUUAAAAUUGUCCCAGUAGCACUGAAAAAAGAAAAGGGACUUGCUCUCAUUGCCUACCCAGCCAAGCCCUUUUCUUUCAUUUCAAAUUAAUUUCUAGCUUUAAUUAUAUGUAAUAUAUAUUUUUUCUUUGCAUAAAUUAAAGCCUUGCAGAUAGAUCAUACAUCUUUUUAUUUCCUGAAGGAGGCUGGUGCCAGCUACCCUCCUGACCACACCAGUGUCCAGGGAAACAUCAUCUACAAAUGAUAAGUCUUGUCUCUUCCUUUUGAAGUUAUAUACUACUUUUUCUUGUCAUUUGCCUUCUCCAGGGUCCCCAGAAUGUUUUUAAAAGUAGUGGGAAUAACACUGAUCCAUAACCGGCUCUUGACUAAAAGGAUGGUCACCCUUAUAGUGCUAAUUUCUGUUUGUUUCCCAUAGGUCACUUUAUUAGGUGAAGGAUGCUUGUUCAUAGCUCUUGAUGAAUAAGAAUGUUCGUUAUGAGCCUUGAGAUUUAUGGUAUGCUUUUCCCACUUGAAGGAGCCAUUUUUUUUCACAUUGAAUCUGUUAAUGUGAUAAAUGACACAUUUGUAUACUUUCAGCUAUUCAACCUUUUUUUUAUUAUUAUUCCUAAACUCUGUUUGUUCAACAUUGCUGAAUUUCAAAAUUUUUUUCCAUCAAUAUCCAAAAGUGAGAUUUGGUUUUUCUUUUGCAAUAUGUAUAGAAUUUGGGAUGACUGUCAUGGAAAACCCAUAGUUCUCAGAUUGACAGGUUCAUAGCAUUUUCUUGUAACUGUUCUUAGAUGUUUUUGUCAAUUUCAAUUAUGCUAUUCCAUACAGCUUUAGGAUGUUUUUUGAUUGCAUUAGUCUUUUCAAUGAACCAGAAUGUGGUUUUAUCAUUUUGUAAAUAAACAUUUAUGCCAUGAACAUCUUUCAUUACUAUUUAGGUGU
Sciurus carolinensis (gray squirrel) is the source of this 5427-nucleotide messenger RNA. It is a transcript of the gene Vwa2, whose product is annotated as von Willebrand factor A domain containing 2. The transcript is spliced from 14 exons. NCBI's taxonomy places the organism in Eukaryota, Metazoa, Chordata, Mammalia, Rodentia, Sciuridae. The record is from RefSeq and is a predicted model, not a curated record. Gene Ontology annotation, cellular component: basement membrane. Gene Ontology annotation, biological process: calcium-independent cell-matrix adhesion. The coding region runs from base 517 to 2871 and encodes 784 amino acids. Gene Ontology annotation, molecular function: calcium ion binding.